AUGGGGGAUGUGCAGAAGGGGCUGCUCUCCGUCAUCCAGAAGCUGAAGGGAUCCCCAGAGCAGGAGCUCCGCAUCGUCCUGCUGGGGCUGGACAACGCGGGCAAGACCACGCUGCUGAAGCGCCUGGCGUCCGAGGAGGUCAGCACCAUCACCCCCACACAGGGAUUCAACAUCAAGAGCGUGCAGUCCCACGGUUUGAAGCUGAAUGUUUGGGAUAUCGGGGGGCAGCGCUCCAUCCGCCCCUACUGGAAGAAGUACCUGGGCAGCACAGACCUGCUGAUUUACGUCAUUGACAGCGCUGACCAGAAGCGUUUUGAGGAGACGGGGCAGGAGCUGGCAGAGCUCACGGAGGAUGAGUCCCUGACGGGGGUGCCGCUGCUGGUGUUUGCCAACAAGCAGGACCUGGUGACUGCAGCACCUGCAGCUGAAAUCGCAGAGGGGCUGAGCCUGCACACCUACCGGGACCGGGAGUGGCAGAUCCAGGCCUGCUCAGCCCUGUCUGGGGAAGGGGUGCAGGAUGGGAUGAACUGGAUUUCCAGCCAGAUAAUGAACAGGAAGAAGUGA
Molecule: messenger RNA, 564 nt
Organism: Agelaius phoeniceus (red-winged blackbird)
Lineage: Eukaryota; Metazoa; Chordata; Aves; Passeriformes; Icteridae
Product: ADP-ribosylation factor-like protein 3
Molecular function (GO): GTPase activity; GTP binding
Source: RefSeq, a predicted model, not a curated record